GCUGUAUCAAGAGUCUUCAAUCAAUAUGGCGACAACCGGGGCCUAUUUGAUUUCGCCCCUUGCUGAAGGAUUGGGUACUUCUGAGGAAGCCGUGCGUUUAAUCCUUUCUCUGCAUUCAGGUUAUUUAUUGGCAAUCUUUCAACGACUGUUUCUGAAGAAAGCGCCGCCUACCGCUUAUCAUGUCUUUUACACCCUGGCGGGACUUUCCAUCGUGUAUUUUAACUUCGGCAUUGCCACGUAUCACUCCGCGCUGUCGGUGAUAGUGAACUGGGCGCUUCUCCAUCUGUUGGGUGGAUCCUUCCGCUCAGUAGUGCUGUCCUUCAUUUACAACAUGGGUACCCUGUUGUUACAUUAUUAUCUCAUUGGCACUACCACUUACGUCAUCAACUUCACCACGCCCCAGUGUGUCCUGACUUUCCGUCUGAUCGGUUUAGCGUGGGACAUUUAUGACGGCACCAAACCACCGGAGAAACAGUCGGAGAGUCAGAAGAAAGUUGUGUUGAACAGGUCUCCAACACUUCUGGAAGUGUCCGGUUAUGUCUAUCACUUUGGAGGACUUUUGGUCGGACCACAGUUCCCCAUGAAACAGUAUUUGCUCUCAAUUCAAGCUUUGACUUCGACUGAGGAGAAGCCACCAAUAAGUAUCAUGCUGGCUCUUCAGAAACUAGCCACAGGCGUGCUGUAUCUCUGUCUGUUCACGCUCCAAACGGUGUAUUUUCCGGACGAUUACAUGAUCAGCAAGGACUUUGAGGAAUUAGACCUCCUAAGUCGUUGGGGCUUCGUCUUCAUCUGGGGAAGGCUGUUCAUCUGUAAACUGGUCGGAGUUUGGCUCAUCUCGGAAGGUGCUUGUAUACUGAGCGGCCUGGCGUACAUACCCGGGACUGACGGGAACCCACCCCGUAUGGACGCCUGUCAGAACGUCAAGAUCAUCCCGUACGAACUGUCAGGGUCACCUGACGAGAUCAUCCAGUCCUUCAACAUCACCACCAACCAAUGGCUGCUCAGCUACAUCUACAAGCGUAUGAGGUUCCUGGGCAUGCGCAUCGUGUCUCACGUGGUGACGUUAUCGUUCCUGGGGAUCUGGCACGGACUGCUGAGCGGCUACCAGGCGGCGUUUCUCUUUGAGGUCGCCUGGGUCAGAGGCGCGAGGGAGAUCGACGACCUGGCCCGGCGAGUGCCCGUGUCCCGGGUCCUACCGGCGGCAGGGGUGCGGAUAGUGCAGGGUGCAGCCCUGGUCGCCAGGUGGCUUUUCACUUGGACUGUGUUCAGCUACAUGCUGGUGCCGUUCGCACUACUGGUGGCCGACAAGUGGGUGAAGGUGCACGGGCUGCUGUAUUGGGGAGGAUACAUAGCCAUAGGUCUAGCCUUAGUGAUCGGUCCCUUACUGCGGUUGUGUCUAGCUCCUCCUCCCCGGGCACCGACAAAGGAGCCCGCUACUUCUUCUAACGGAACCCCGCCUUCUGACUCUUCAAAUGUUGACGAGAUGACUACGUCAGACAGACAGAACGGCAGCGUCACGGUGGACAUUCCCUCACGACACCUAGCGGGACCCGGGCGCGAUGAAAAUCUGCAAGUGGCGGAAAGUGGAGGAAGAAGCCAAGAAGACGCUCAAAACUUAGUCGCUGCUUAUCUAGGUCCAAGUCAGAAGAAACUGUUAGACAAGUUUGUUUGGGAAAAAGACGAAAAUAAGUAAUAAGUCAAAUCUUAUUCUGCAUACGUCAUGUACGUACUACUAGUAUGUGUUGUUGUUUAAUUAUUGGUGAUUUUCCGGCGUAAAGGGUCCAUUCGCCAUGACUUGUUUUAUAUGUACAUUUAGUAUAUAUUUUUAGGAUGGUCUUUUAUGUGAUUUUCUUACUACAACGUUUACAUCAUAGCUUCAAUGCGCAACCAAAUAGGUGACUGUAUUUAGACAAAUAACUCUGCUUAGUAGCUAAAAUGGAAUCUUCUACUAAGUUCUAGGUCCAACGAAAUGUCCAAAACAGGGUUGCACAUAUUCCCGCCAUUUUGUCGGUUGAUACAUCUAUGUUUCCUGCGUAUAAUGAUUAGGUAGUUGAUAUUCAGGUCAGAUGCCGAAUAAUUUUAAUGCAGUGAUUCAUCCCUGUGAUCGUGAUAACAGCAUCCAUGAUUACAGUAAUAGAUGACCUCAUACGGUGACGUAACCUGCAAUUCGUGGCAAUCCCGCCAGGAAACUUAUAAACUACAUAAACUACAUGUUUGCAAAUAUAUAAAGUCAUUCUUUAUAGUAAUCUAGAAAUUGAUGAACAAGAAGAAAUAUUCUUGAUAACAUACGUAUCCAUCCUCAAGUAAGUAGCUAGACGAAUUAAAAAUAUGAUUUUGAUUCAAAGUAACGGCGUUAUAUAAAUACAGAGGAGUUUCACGUACUUUGAAAUACGUGAUAAUAGUUUUUUUUCGGAUUCGUUAAUACCAGUCACUCAUUACACUCUCACCGGAUGAAACUUUUUGAGAAGUUCUCACAAAGUACAAACAUAUCUGCAACAGGUUAUCGCCGGUUAUGGCAGGUUCUGGUGAAAGUUUCAAUUUACAGGUGAUGUCAUGCUCCCAAAAUAGAUCUCACGCUGCGGGCCAAUGACCGCCCUCGUUACAAAAUACGGUUCAUACGCCCAGAAUAUUACAGCUCCUGUCAUUGGUGGGAUAGUAGUCACGUGGUAUUGUCAAGAUGGCGGACAACUGGGACAGUUUUUGAGCAAAAAUCGAGAGAAAUCCCUAAUAUCAUCACCGGCGCAGUGCAUAUUCCGAAAUCUGGUGGAGUCGAGCUGCUGUGCCUGUAGAGCCUGUGGUUAAAGAAGAGGUGAAAGAAGAAGCUCCAAAGGCAGAACCUGUUGCUGAAGCAAAGCCUCCUGCGGAACCAAAGGCAGAAGAGAAGGUAAAGAAAGCCAAGCCUGCAGCGGGGGCAGCAGCCAAAGCCAAGACCACCGACAAGGCUGCGCCGAAGGGUAGACUUACAGGGAAAACUGAUGCUGCAAAGCCUGCUGGGAAGGACGUCACCAAGCGACCCACCCCGCCAUCAUCUGUGUCAAAAGAAGCCCCUCCAGCCAAGAAGAAAGUUGGUGCUGUU
Messenger RNA from Branchiostoma belcheri (Belcher's lancelet), 3076 nucleotides. Its product is annotated as lysophospholipid acyltransferase 5-like. Gene Ontology annotation, molecular function: 1-acylglycerophosphocholine O-acyltransferase activity; lysophospholipid acyltransferase activity. The record is from RefSeq and is a predicted model, not a curated record. Gene Ontology annotation, biological process: phosphatidylcholine biosynthetic process; lipid modification. Gene Ontology annotation, cellular component: membrane. Lineage: Eukaryota; Metazoa; Chordata; Leptocardii; Amphioxiformes; Branchiostomatidae. The transcript is spliced from 16 exons. Bases 26 to 1693 code for a protein of 555 amino acids.